Molecule: messenger RNA, 2317 nt
Organism: Ctenocephalides felis (cat flea)
Lineage: Eukaryota; Metazoa; Arthropoda; Insecta; Siphonaptera; Pulicidae
Product: heat shock protein 70 A1-like
Exons: 1
Coding region: 221-2140 (639 amino acids)
Biological process (GO): cellular response to unfolded protein; protein refolding
Cellular component (GO): cytoplasm
Molecular function (GO): ATP binding; ATP hydrolysis activity; misfolded protein binding
Source: RefSeq, a predicted model, not a curated record
GCUUACAUCAGUUUAAUUCAAAACAUAGAGCAAUUCACAAAAAGAGAAAAGCGAAUACAUACGCAAUUGUGCUUUAAAAGUGUUUAUAUUUGAAGUGAAUAAAAUAAAUCUAAGGUGCAUUUAAUUAAAAUAUAUUUGCAAAAGUUUAAUUAGUACGCAAAGUUCGAGUUCAAUUGGAUUUAAUUUUGAUUAACAAUCAAACAGUCUAACAUAGAAAAAAAUGCCAGCUAUUGGAAUAGAUUUGGGAACUACAUACUCCUGUGUCGGAGUAUGGCAGCAGGGAAAAGUGGAGAUUAUUGCAAAUGAUCAGGGAAAUCGCACCACGCCAAGCUAUGUUGCUUUUACUGAAUCAGAACGUUUGGUUGGAGACGCAGCUAAGGGCCAGGCCGCUAUGAAUCCAAAAAAUACUGUAUUUGAUGCUAAACGAUUAAUUGGUAGAAAAUGGGAAGAACCUGCAGUGCAGCAAGAUUCGAAGCAUUGGCCAUUCCGAGUAAUUGGACAAACUGGUACAACACCUAAAAUUGAAGUUGAAUACAAGAACCAACUGAAACGCUUUUCACCAGAAGAAAUUAGUGCAAUGGUGCUAGUUAAGAUGAAAGAAACAGCUGAAAACUAUCUUGGAGAGAAAGUGAAAGAUGCAGUUAUUACUGUUCCUGCUUAUUUCAAUGACUCUCAACGGCAAGCUACAAAAGAUGCUGGUGUCAUUGCAGGUUUGAAUGUUUUAAGGGUUAUAAACGAACCAACAGCUGCUGCUUUGGCAUAUGGCUUAGAUAAACACCUACAAGGAGAAAGGAAUGUGUUAAUAUUUGACCUCGGUGGAGGCACAUUUGAUGUAUCUGUUUUAACAAUUGAUGAAGGAUCUCUAUUUGAAGUCAGAGCAACUGCCGGUGAUACUCAUCUAGGCGGUGAAGAUUUUGACAAUCGUCUAGUAGAUCAUCUCAUGGACGAAUUUAAAAGAAAGUACAAAAAGGAUAUAAGAACCGAUCCUAGGGCUAUGAGACGAUUACGAACUGCUGCAGAGCGUGCAAAAAGAACUCUAUCAACUAGUACGGAAGCAUGUGUGGAAGUUGAAGCUUUGAAGGAUGGUAUUGAUUUCUGCACCAAAAUUACAAGAGCAAGAUUUGAAGAAUUAUGCUCUGAUUUAUUCCGCUCUACUUUACGCCCAGUUGAACAAGCGUUAAGAGAUGCAAAGUUAGACAAAGGAGCCAUACAUGAUGUUGUAUUGGUGGGAGGUUCCACAAGAAUACCUAAAAUUCGAUCUCUGCUACAAGAAUUCUUUGCAGGAAAGACCUUAAAUUCUUCCAUAAAUCCAGAUGAAGCUGUGGCUUAUGGUGCUGCAGUACAGGCUGCUGUUUUAACAGGUGAUUCCAGUGAUCAAAUAAAAGACUUGUUACUGGUAGAUGUAGCCCCACUUUCAUUGGGGAUAGAAACUGCAGGAGGUACAAUGGCUAAGAUUAUUGAACGCAAUGCAAGAAUUCCAUGUAAAAGAACACAAACCUUCAGCACUUAUGCAGACAAUCAGCCUGCAGUAACAAUUCAAGUCUAUGAAGGAGAAAGGGUUAUGACCAAAGAUAACAAUCGUUUAGGAACCUUUGAUUUAACUGGAAUUCCGCCUGCACCUCGUGGUGUACCACAAAUAGAAGUCACUUUCGAUUUAGAUGCUAAUGGUAUUUUAAAUGUAACUGCAGCUGACAAGAGCAGUGGUAGUUCUAAGAAUAUUACUAUUACAAAUGAUAAGGGCAGAAUGUCCCAGCAAGAAAUAGACAGAUUGGUCAAAGAAGCAGAAAAAUAUAAAGAGGAAGAUGAAAAAAUAAAGAAACGAAUUGAUGCAAAGAAUAAACUAGAAGGAUAUGCAUUACAAGUAAAACAAGCUCUGGCCGAUGCUGGAAGCAGGCUUCCGCAGCAAGAUUGUGAAACAGCACGCAAGGCAUGUGAUGAUAUAUUAUCUUGGAUAGAUCAGAAUCCCCAAGCAGAAUGCCAUGAAUAUGAACAAAAAGAGAAAGAGUUCCAACAGAUUUGUACGCCGCUUAUGAUGAAGCUACAUCAAGCCAAUUCAAGUGGAGCACAAGCACAAACUUGUGGGCAGCAAGCCGGAGGCUUUGGUGGAAGGCAAGGGCCAACGAUAGAAGAAGUUGAUUAAACAAAGUACAUUAAAAUUAAUCGAAUAAGGACUGAAAAAAUUAUCUAGUGAUGCAUUUUCUCUUAUAAAAGCUUAAGUAUUUAUUAUAUGACUGAUAUCUGACUAGAAUUUAAGAAUAGUUGUUAAGUUGUAAUCAUUAUGUAAUUUAAUAAAUGUGAUAAUAAAUAGUAUUCAAGU